AUGGCAACAUUUCGAUUGUCGGUUUACGGAUCAAAACUUUACGAAUCACUAAAUUUAAAAGAAAAGAUAAAUUUUGUAAAUGAACUUUGCAAUGAAUUGGCAACAGCCUUACCUGUUGCAUCAUCACGAUUAGUUCCCAAAUAUCGAUAUCAACGUGAUCCAACAACAAAACGACUACAAGUUAUUUUAUUAUUAGAAGUAAUUUCAACAACGAAUACUUCGGACAUGAAUGUAGUUAAUAUUAUUAAAGAUUUGAAUUCCCUAAUUAUCCAUCGAGAUAUGGGACCAUUGAUAUUCAUGGAAUAUACUAGUUUAUUAGACGAUAAUUAUGGGCUUAUUAAAGUUGAAAACUUUUGGAUCAAAUAUUCGUUCAUCAUCAUUUUAUUCAUCGCGGGAAUUUUAUUAGUCGUCUUACUAUGUUUUAUCGAACAACGUAAAAAUCCAAAGGCUGAAACAGCAGUCGCGUUUAAAUUCUUUAUCGGACUUGUGAAUUAUGUCUUAUUCAUCAUGUUCACGAUAAAAUAUUCAAAGGCUGCAAAAGGACUUUACACAGCAAGCGUAACAAUUAUUUUAAUAUCUACCACAUUCAACGAAACGGUAGCGAUAUUUUUAAUUAGUUAUUACUGCAGACCAUGGUUGAAGAAGCAUUAUUUGAUCACGACCUUAUUUACGUUAUUAUCAGUGGUUGACAUUUAUUCAUUGAUGAUAUUAUCCUCAAAGAUUGGAAAUCAUCCGAAUUUAAGUGCAAAGUUUUCUAAAUGUAUGCACAAAUGGAUAUUUUGGGUUGGAUUACUUGCUUUUGUUAAAAAAGAAAUUCCUCAAUUUGUCAUCAUGCUAAUUUAUUAUCAAAAGUCAUUAAACCUUUACCUAGUUCCGUAUCUUUCCCUAUUAAUAUUAUUUAUCAUAAUCGUAUUUAAUGCAGUUUGGAGGUUGAAUCAAUUAUUUAACUUCCUAUUACACCCACGAAGUUCAAGUAGAGGAUCACAGGCUGAAUUCUUUCAUAACAAUGACAAUGAAAAUACCGGAUACGAAACCGAUAAAGAAGAUAAUGCUCAAGAUAUAAAAUAA
Messenger RNA from Funneliformis caledonium, 1068 nucleotides. The record is from the annotation of a GenBank genome assembly. Lineage: Eukaryota; Fungi; Glomeromycota; Glomeromycetes; Glomerales; Glomeraceae.